This is a messenger RNA of Dacryopinax primogenitus, 678 nucleotides long. RefSeq lists its product as uncharacterized. The record is from RefSeq and is a predicted model, not a curated record. The transcript has 3 exons. The coding region runs from base 1 to 678 and encodes 225 amino acids. NCBI's taxonomy places the organism in Eukaryota, Fungi, Basidiomycota, Dacrymycetes, Dacrymycetales, Dacrymycetaceae.
AUGUCCAACGCUGAUCCUUACACCAAGAAAGCGGAACAGGCUGCUGAGGGCCUUACUCCGCAACAGAAGAUCGACGGCACGUUGUCUCUUAAGCACACAUCCGUCCCCGUUCUGAUGUCAUUACGUACAGGGCUGAAGCAGGUGCUCAAGUCGACAAAAUACUGCAUGUUCACAACCCGUUCGCCCGAGGGAGAGCUACAUGCGCGGUGCAUGGCCCCUGCGUCCACAAGACAGCCAGCUGAUGUCGGCUUAGCGGAGGGACUCAGGUUCUCCUUCAUCGCCAAUAAUGCAACGUUCAAGAUGGACGAGAUCGAGUUUGACAGUCAUGUGAAUGUCUCUUUCCUCGAUCCUAGCUCCACGUGUUGGGUAUCCGUCGCUGGCAAGGCUCAGAUCACCAAUGAUAGGGAAACGAUCAAGUCCCUCUGGUCUCCGCUCGUCGCAGCUUGGUUCGGCGACCUCGGUGACGGAGUGCACAAAGGCGACGCCUCCGACCCGCGUGUGUCCGCCAUCCAGGUCGUUCCCGACAGCAUCAGGUACUGGUACGCGCAGCGUUCUUCGCUCGGACAGAUGACGGAGAUCGUCACGAGUGCGAUGACGGGUGGGACUGCUGCCCCUGGACAGCUGAGGACGAUCACGAAAGCCGAGAUUCAGCUUGUCGAAGGGCUUAAUACGGCCUGA